AUGUCAAACGAAUCACUUGAUGCAAGAACUAUAGCCAUACUUACUGAGCAUUUUGGAUAUUCUCCAGUGACAAUUAUAAACGAUGUUAUCAAUGCAGUGAAUCAAAUUAUGUAUCGAGGAACCAAAGCUUUUGAACGAUAUCUUUUCAGUAGGAAACAGGCAGCUUUAGAGAAACAACGACAGGAAGAUGAUUCUGGAAAGAAUCCGCAAAGAGUAAAUGUGUUUAGGGAAGUUCUGGACGAUGAUAUUAGACUCGGUACUGCCAAAUUGGAGAAGUUGCUUGAAAGUCAAGUUGAUUUGAAUUUUGAUAAAUUUGAACUUUAUACACUUAGAAACAUAUUUAAUAUUCCUCGUGAGUUGGUCGAUGGAGGAUGGGUGAGGUUGAAGCAUCAUGAAGGUGUUGAAUUUGGCUCUGAAAUAGCUAGCAGGAAACCAGAGCUUCACUCACAAUUAGUAGAAUUGAAGGAACAAAUUGAAUUUGAAGCACAUAUUCAAACGGCGUUAAAGUUACAGUUGAUAAAAGCAACAAAGAUAGUUGAAACAAUGCGAUUACUAAAGUCGAAUUUACGAUUCUUGGCUACAACAAAGUUACCAGAUGAUAAUGAAGAAGUAAUUAUUGCUAAAGAAAAACUUGCAAGCUUAAGUCCAAUUGAUGAAACCUUACAUUAUUUGAUUAAACAAGUGAAGAUACUAAAUAUAGAAAUGGAAAAUGUUUCCAAGAGAAUAACGUAUAAUUUACAUCAUAAGAAGUUUUUGCCGGAUGAAAGAGAUAUAAUUCAAGAUGGACGAGUAAUUCAAAUUCUUACUAAAGUUGGUAUUCGCGAUUAUUCAUCGAAGAAUCAAAGCACAACCAGCCAUGAUCCAAAAGUGAUUUUGCAAGAUCUGCAACUAGAUUUCCCGAUGGAUUUCAACCAAGUAUCCAAUCUGGAUGCUGUACGGCGAAUACUUGAGGAAAUGGAAUUAAGUCAAGAAGUAAGUCGAAACUAG
Messenger RNA from Hemisphaericaspora subhashii, 987 nucleotides. RefSeq names its product MIND complex subunit (gene MTW1). The transcript has a single exon. Bases 1 to 987 code for a protein of 328 amino acids. The record is from RefSeq and is a predicted model, not a curated record. Lineage: Eukaryota; Fungi; Ascomycota; Pichiomycetes; Serinales; Debaryomycetaceae. Gene Ontology annotation, biological process: mitotic sister chromatid segregation; protein localization to kinetochore; mitotic cell cycle. Gene Ontology annotation, cellular component: nucleus; chromosome, centromeric region.